CUCGUAAAUUAGCAGCCCAAUUUUGGUCCAUCCUCGGUGUAUCCGCACUGUUUUUCCCGCCAAUGAUGUAAAAAGAAUUAAAAAUAUCCCAAUUUUCAUUUCAAAAUCAAAAUUCAGCACGCCUUUUUAACUUCUCGUCUCUACUCUAUACCCGAAAAAGUUUUCCAGUCGAAUUUGGAGAGGAGAGAAAAUUUUUUUUUUUUUAUCGAAGGCAUCGACGCUGUUGAGAAAUGACGUCAGCACCAAAAUCGAACGGGAAACGGCGAGCCGGAGAAUUAGCCGGUGAAUUGGACGAUCUGAAACCGGAGAAGCUGAAGCGAGUCGUAGUCGAGGAUGAUUUCGACGCGGAACUCUCCAGUGAUAUUAGGGGUAUCUUCGCUGCUCUGAAGCAAUUGAAGGAGAAAGCUCACAAGGACGGCCUGAAAAAGAACGAGGAGACUAUCUCUAGUGUUGCAUCUGGUAUCAAGUCGGACCUUGAUGAGUUGAGAACCAAGCUUGAGAAGGACAGGCAAGCUUUUGCUAAGGCACUUUCAAAGAGCUCAAAAGAGUGUGAGAAUAUGUUGAAGACUGAGACAGCCAAGUUUCAAGCAGUGUAUGAGAAGUUCUGCAAGGAAACAUCUACCCAUCUGCAGUCCUUGAAAGAUGUGUUUGCCAAGUAUGACGAAGAAAAGGAAAGACUAUUGACUCGAUAUGAACAAAUGAGGAAGAAGGAGAAAAACUCCCUUGCUGAACUUGAGAAAGCAUGCAAUGGUAGAAUCGUUGAUCUGGAAGGGUCAUUGAAGAAGAAAAAACAGGUGGAUGAAUUUGUUUGGUCCACCAAAAAAAAAAAAAUCUGUAUGGACAGACUAUUAUUCUUCAUAAACUGAUUUCUUUCCCUUUUCCUUUGGGUUCGCAGGAUGAUAAAACGUUCAGCCUUCUGAAGCAAACUCUGGGUUCAUUUCUGGAUAAUGCUUCAGACGAGGAGUUCCCGUCAGAUGACUGAAGUUUAGUAAUGUUAAUGCAGCAAAGAAGAUGUCCCUUUCCCCUUUAAUUGUCCAUAAAUAGGCAGAAUUAGUUUCUCUCGCUUACUAAAGUGCAUAAUCGGAAAUGCAGCUGUCCCUACUCUGAGUAAGUAGAUUUUAAGUUGUCUUUCCUAGUUGGUGUGAGAGGUCUGAGUUAAAUGUUAUUAACAAUUUCAGAAUUUCUUUAGCAAUACCCCAGUUUCUUUCAGAAAUACUAACCCAACUUUGAAUCAAUGCAAUUCGAACAUGGUAUUUACUAUAUUGGAUUAUCCAAAUGCAGGAUAUUUAUCCUCCAGUUCUG
This is a messenger RNA of Oldenlandia corymbosa var. corymbosa, 1302 nucleotides long. The record is from the annotation of a GenBank genome assembly. NCBI's taxonomy places the organism in Eukaryota, Viridiplantae, Streptophyta, Magnoliopsida, Gentianales, Rubiaceae.